UAAUUCGAUUGCAUCGUGGGCCGCAUCCGUUCCCACGACUUUAUCAGGAACUGUCGUUGCUGUGGCUCGCGUGUACAGUGUGCCGUGUGCACGCGAUACCGCGAUGGUCCAUUACUGGCAUACUACUGACAAAGAGUAAGAGAGAGUAUAAUUGAGAUGCGCAGCUAGAUCAAGUGGUAAAUGAAUCGAAGGAAUCCGUUUAACCGCGUGUCCAUCCAGUCGGAAUUGGAAUCCACCAGAUGUCACAUUGCCAGACGGGAUUCUUUUCCUGGGAUAAUCGAACGGAUGACAACAGCGAUGCUGAAUAUUAUUCGCUAACAGAUUGAAAUAGUCCAUUUAAUACUACUUGCUGUCUAGGAUACUAGCUGUCGGGAUGCUCUUCUGGUUGUUCACAGUCUGUGCGUUAGGAUGGUGCAUGGUGCAGGCAGAUUACGACAUAAUAUUGGAAGAUAUUGAUUGUAGUCAAAUUAACGAAGAAUAUAUAAAGUCAUGCGAUCUCGAACUAAACUAUGAUAGCACAUAUGGGGCCAGUCUGAACACGUAUAUAGAGAUCAUUAAAGCACUUCCUGAGGACACUAAGGUAACAGCCGACUUAUUUACGGUUCGAAUGGGUGAAUAUACGGUUGAUCUUGGACUUCAUAUAGAUGCAAGCUUUUGUGAUGUUGCAGCGGAUUCAAAGUCUAUAGGGGUACCUAUAAUAAGAGCAAUCAACAUGGAUGGCGAUAAUUGCCCUCCGGACCCGGGGGUUUACCAACGAGAAGACUACGUAAUUGACAGUAUGGAUGGUUUACCGCCAUCAUUUCCCGAUGGUCAUUAUCUACUUAAUAUGACAUUGGCAAACAAAGAUACCACGAUAGUGCACUUUGAUAUUUAUAUAAGAGUAUACUGAUUAAUUUUUCGAACCAAUUGUUCGUAUAGAAUUUAAAAUAACGUUUAAAAUAAAGAUUGACCAGCAAGCAUACGAUACGUUUAUUA
Molecule: messenger RNA, 975 nt
Organism: Bombus pyrosoma
Lineage: Eukaryota; Metazoa; Arthropoda; Insecta; Hymenoptera; Apidae
Exons: 5
Coding region: 374-889 (171 amino acids)
Source: RefSeq, a predicted model, not a curated record